Nothoprocta perdicaria is the source of this 3488-nucleotide messenger RNA. RefSeq names its product lin-54 DREAM MuvB core complex component (gene LIN54). Gene Ontology annotation, biological process: regulation of DNA-templated transcription. The transcript has 13 exons. Gene Ontology annotation, cellular component: nucleus. Bases 32 to 2449 code for a protein of 805 amino acids. Lineage: Eukaryota; Metazoa; Chordata; Aves; Tinamiformes; Tinamidae. The record is from RefSeq and is a predicted model, not a curated record.
UGCUCCUGUCUUCACUGCCACAACUGCUAAAAUGGAGGUGGUUUCAGCCGAAGUGAACAGCUUGCUCCCGGAGGAGAUCAUGGACACGGGCAUAACUCUGGUGGAAGACGACAGCAUUGAGGCCGUGAUUGUAUCGUCACCCAUGGGAGAUUCCAUUCCCAUGGAAACAGAACUGGAAGAAAUAGUGAACAUGAGCUCGACCAGCGACUCGUCGGCCGCGGCCACUGCGGCGGUGACCGCGGAGCAAGUGACCGUGCCCAGCAACCACUCGGGGGAAGCGGCRGCCAACGCGACGGCCGCCAACGCGGAGACGAACGCGGUGCUGAAGCCCGCCUUCCCAAGCGCCCUCCACAAACUCGGUGCUCAGACCCCUGUCACUAUAUCUGCCAACCAGAUCAUCUUGAACAAGGCCGCCGACCUGAAAAUAGGCACCCAGGGCAUUAAGCCGGAUGGGCAGAAGCUGAUUGUAACGACUCUGGGCAAGUCUGGCCAGCCCAUAGUGCUCGCGCUGCCCCACAGCCAGCUGCCCCCGGCGCAGAAAGCCGCCUCGCCGGCCCCGGGGACCGACUCCAAGGUGCCAGGCCAGCAGAUCAAGGUUGUUAUCGGCGGGAGGUCGGAAGUGAAACCCGUCGUCGGCGUCUCGGCUUUGACGCAAGGGAGCCAGCUCAUCAAUACGGCGGCCCAGCCUUCUGUGUUGCAGACCCAGCAAUUAAAAACAGUCCAGAUUGCGAAGAAGACGCGCACCCCAACCUCUGGGCCAGUGAUCACCAAGCUCAUCUUUGCAAAGCCAAUCAAUAGCAAAGCUGUUACGGGGCAGACGACUCAAGUAUCGCCAGUCAUUGCAGGUAGGGUUCUUUCACAGUCUGCUCCAGGAACGCCACCAAAGACGAUAACAAUCUCUGAGAGUGGAGUUAUUGGAUCAUCCCUGAGUACCACAGCUCAGCAGACACCCAAUAAAAUAGCUAUCUCGCCACUCAAAUCCCCUAACAAGCAGCUAACAGUGGUGUCAGUGGCCUCCCAGCCUCCCAGCUCCCCGCAGAAGACGGUGAGCGUCCCCCUGAAUGUAGCUUUAGGACAGCAGAUCCUCACAGUGCAGCAGUCUGCACCCUCUUCCCCUGGGAAGGCCAUAGUCAACCACACAACGGCACAGCCUGUGAAGUCAGCAGUGCAGACCAUUACCGUAGGAGGAGUGGGUACCUCUCAGUUUAAGACCAUUAUUCCCUUGGCAACUGCACCAAAUGUCCAGCAGAUCCAGGUACCUGGAAGCAAAUUCCAUUACGUGCGACUUGUCACUGCCACAACAGCCAACAGCUCCACCCCAUCUGCCAGCCAAAAUCCCAGCACGAACACCCAGCCUCUUCAGCAAGCAAAGCCCGUGGUGGUGAACGCAACUCCCGUGCGGAUGUCUGUCCCCAUCGUGCCAGCACAGACYGUCAAACAGGUGGUGCCCAAACCAAUCAACCCAACUUCCCAGAUAGUCACUACCAGUCAGCCCCAGCAAAGACUUAUCAUGCCAGCCACUCCACUGCCACAGAUACAGCCCAACCUCACGAACCUGCCCCCGGGCACAGUACUGGCACCAGCGCCUGGCGCAGGCAACGUAGGCUACGCAGUCCUUCCAGCUCAGUAUGUCACGCAGUUACAGCAAUCAUCUUAUGUAUCUAUAGCAAGCAACACUGGCUUCACAGGGACAUCUAGUAUCCAGUCCCAAGCACGGCUGCCCUUCAACGGAAUAAUUCCCUCCGAAUCUGCCAACCGGCCCAGGAAGCCUUGCAAUUGCACCAAAUCUCUGUGUUUGAAACUGUACUGUGAUUGUUUUGCAAACGGGGAAUUCUGCAAUAACUGCAACUGUACAAAUUGCUACAACAAUCUGGACCACGAAAAUGAUAGGCAAAAAGCAAUAAAGGCCUGCCUGGACAGAAACCCCGAAGCCUUCAAGCCCAAAAUAGGGAAAGGAAAGGAAGGAGAAUCGGAUCGGCGACACAGCAAAGGCUGUAACUGUAAACGCUCGGGAUGUCUCAAAAACUACUGUGAAUGUUAUGAGGCAAAAAUCAUGUGUUCUUCCAUAUGUAAAUGCGUUGGCUGCAAGAACUUUGAGGAAAGCCCGGAGCGCAAGACACUGAUGCAUUUAGCAGAUGCCGCYGAGGUUCGAGUCCAGCAGCAGACGGCGGCGAAGACCAAGUUGUCUUCCCAGAUCUCGGAUCUGCUGACGAGGCCGACGCCAGCACUCAGCAGCAGUGGGGGCAAGCUACCCUUUACUUUUGUCACCAAGGAGGUCGCGGAUGCCACCUGUGAAUGCCUCCUCGCGCAGGCAGAGCAGGCGGAGAAGCUGGGCAAGUCCAAAGCAGCAGCGGAGCGCAUGAUCCUGGAGGAGUUCGGACGCUGUUUGAUGCGAGUUAUUAACUCUGCAGGGAAGUCCAAAAGCGACCCUUGUGCCAUGAAUUGCUGACGCGUGCACGUGAGCUACAACUAAGCGGACUGAACGAAACAUUGAAGGCACCGGGACACUUUGGGUCGGGGCGGAGGAUUUAAUAAUAUUUGUUCAUUUGGUGCUUGUUUUAAACUGACUUGCAAAAGAUUGAAAUGAGCAAUUCUUUUCUAACAAGAUGUAGAGUCUUUUAAAUCGUAGCGAAAUCCUCUUCUACUUAUGACGAUGCCUAAAGGUGAAUUUUUUUCCUGAUGUUGUACAGCUUUUAACUAGGGUUUCCUAAAGCUUGGAUGUUUUCUUCCCGUCCCCCCAAAUAAUUGCCUUGAGGGCAUAUAUAAAUUAUUAUAAUAUAUAUUAUUUACAGUAUAUGGAGUUGCAUCACGUUACACGUAAAAGAAAAGACAGAUGCUGACAACAAACAGAUGAUGCUUUUAGCAAUGGGCCAAUAAUACACAGAGGUCUCAGGGUAACCAAGAUAAUUCUAGAGAGAAGUGAAAUAGCAUCUAAAGGGCCAGUAGUCCUGGUGCUGAGGAGGGAGUGCAGCAGGCUCCUUGAGUGUGUACAGCAGUGUGAAAAACAGUCGGUGGUCAAGAAUUUCACCCAAGCACCAAGCAGGGCCCAAGGAGCUCAGAGAUAAAUGCAUUUUUUUUUCUUUGCUUGUUGGCUUUGCAUGAUCAAAUCUUUGGUGAGAGCUCAGGUGUUGUCGAAGCUGGAAUGUGAAGGUUGAGGCAGUGUCCCGUUGCCUGCCCAACACUGUGGUGUGUUGGCUUGAGUGACAAGCAGCCGGGCACUGUUCCUUAGGUCGAGUUUGGUACUCAGAGGUCUUGGGCAGCCAAAUGUCUCCAUGGAGGUAGGAGGACUUGGCCCGUUGCAUUUUUGAGGGCCUGGCUGGUUCCCUGGAGGGGUAUUCCAGCCCUAGAGGCUGGGGUGACAGAGUACGGUGUAACCACGGUUGUCUUGACUGGGACUUGAGCUGCCUGCAUCCAAACUGACCCUGUGAACACGCGCGGAGAUCAUGUUCACCCGGUGUGGGGGUCGUCUCGAUGCUCCUUCUUUGUAC